AAUCCCAUUUCUAACGGCGAACGGUGACAACCAGAUGCAAUUCACUGGGCCUCUCGGGCUGCCCCUUCUCUUCCUCAGAAAAUUCCCUUUCCCCGCAGGGCGUAGUUGCAAUGUUGGAGCUCGAAGCUUGAAGCCUCAGCCCUCCAUCGUAUUCUUCCACUGAACCGUAUCUGAAGAAGAACCCGCCAAUACUCCACAUAGAUGGAUUCUUACCAUCAUACUCACCAUUUCGCGAGGGCUCCUCCGCCACCACCGCCGCCGUCCUCCUCCUCCGCUGCAGAUCCCUACCACUACCACCAGCAACCAUCGUUGAGGUCACCAGUUCCUCCGCAGGGUCCAUGGUUCCCCAACCAAUUUCAAUACCACCCUUCGCACUCUGCGUCGCCGACUCCUCCUCCUCCUCCUCCCUCGCAGUGGGGUCCGCCGGCGCCUCUUUCCGACCAUGCUCCGCCUCCUCCCGGUGCUUAUCCACCACCUCCUCAUCCUUAUACUUCACAACCUAUGCACCACAACCCAUUUCCGCCGCCUCGCCCUCUUAUGUUUCAGCACCUUCCUCCUCAUUCUCAGGUUCCACAGUCUUAUUCACAGGAAUGGAACAAUCCGAAUCGGGCUCCGCACCAAGGCUGGGAAUAUCGAGCCCAAGGCAAUGAAGAAGAUUGGGCCGCCAGAGCUAGGGCAUGGGCAGACGCGAAGACUGCAAUGGAGAGUCAGCAAUCUCAGUUUGCACCUACAGGAAGACUUGAAGAACAGAACUAUUAUCACGAUCAAAAUUUGCAACCAAUGAAUUCAAAUUAUCCAGAUAUGUCUCAUCAGCCUCUUCCUCCUACAACCUAUGAACAGUUUCCAGCUUCAGCCACAUCCGCCCACCCACCAGUAGCUCAUCACUUGGAGUCCUCACCUGUUGUUGUUAGCAGCGAACAAUCUUCUUAUCUUUCAGAUGGGCGUCCAACUUACUCUGUCGGUGAUUUUAGUUAUGGAGGCGACGUGAACUCUGCUUUACAUCAUCAAGGAAAGUUAUCCUCAAGUCCAUCGGUUCUUCAGCAGGAGGUACCUUCUAGUAAUUAUUCUGUUUCAGGUAAAGAAGAUACUGUAGAUCAAUAUGUUGAGUCGUUCAAAUCACUACCUCUGCAAAAUUCAUCAGUUCAUGAUGGACAGCAGCAUUUCCAACCAUCUACUCCUCUGCCCUAUGCAUAUGGCAAUGAGCCAGGGCCAGUUGGUCCCGUGAUCAAUAUUGCAGAUCAGCCUUUAGAUUUUGCUCCUAGGUUUAGUCAGGACCAUGGUCUAAGAGCGCACUCUGGCUUUGCUCGCAAUGAUUCAGCUGGAUCCACUAGAGGCAUUGAUCCUGGUGUCCCUAUGCCUUCCUUAAAUUCAUGGUCUUCUAUUGCUCCUGGCAUGGUUUAUCCACCAAUUCCUCCUAUGGCUUCAGGAACACAGCUUGAUCCUCCAGUUGCUGUAUCUUCUUCUGUUCCUGGACACACACCACCUCCAUUUGGAAGCUUUGCUGGUUCUAGCAUCACUCCUGCAAUUCCUACUGCUGCUACUCCAUUUCCUGGAGCUGCUCUUCCUCCCACAGUCUUAUCUGGUGAUGCGUAUGGCAUGUCAAAUAUGUCUGAACGUCCAAAAAAGGCUUCCGUGCCAAAUUGGCUCAGAGAGGAAAUCAAGAAAGCAGUGAUCACAAGUUCUUCUGCUGACCAUCCUAAGGAGGAUACAGAACUCAUGGAGGAACAAGUAGUUGACAAGUCUUUUGCAAAGGGAGAUCUAACUGAUAGUAAAAGUAUCGAUUCAUCUAGGUCAGCUGAAGAAGAAGAUGAUGAGGAUUUUGUGGAAGAAGCUAGAACUGCAGCAAUAAAUCAAGAAAUCAAGCGUGUGCUGACCGAAGUACUUUUAAAGGUUACUGAUGAACUGUUUGAUGAUAUUGCUACGAAAGUUCUUGAUGAGGAUGAUCUUGCUGUCGAAGCCAAGCUCAAUAUAGUCACUUCAAAUCAAAAUGUCUCUUCAUCUACCUUGCCAGUUUCUACUCCCAAAGCUUCUGCCAAGAUUUUGAUUCCAGUCAAAGUUCAGGAACCUGAUAAUGGUAAUACUAGUGAAAUGUCAGGUUCCAGCUCACCUGGAGAUUUACUUGGCCUUGGAAAUUAUGCUUCUGAUGAUGACGAAAAUGAUGAUAGAGAUGGUGAAAUUCAGAGUUCAAAUGUGCAAGAUGCAGUUAGAGAUGCUAGCACUCAAGGAAAUGUUAUAGCAAAUGACAUCAAUAAUGUUUCAACCAAUUCAGUUAAUGAAAUGAGUAAAAAAACAGGCUUGAAUAAGAUGAAUGGUGAUUGGGUGGAUGAAGAAAGGGGUCAAGAACAUUCAUUGAAGCCAAGCUCUAAAGGUAAAGAUAAAGAAACAAAACUUGGUGAUGGAACUGCCUCUGGGACAAAUGAUACUCCAGGCAUAGUAUCUGAACAGCAUGGAAAGAAUGUGAACGGUAAAAAAGGAUCUAAAGAUCCGCAAGAUGGGGAAACUAAAAUAAAACCACAUAGAAGUGGUAAGCAGGAGAGUAUGAGGGGUUCUUCAUUGAAAGAACGUGUUAAAGAAGAAGGGGAGGUAAAAACUAGGACAAACGAAAAAGCAGAUGAGAUUCGUCGGAGGCAAGAUACCAGGCACCUGAAGAAGGAAGAGUUAGAUAAUCAGAAUGUCCAAAAGGAAUCGUUGAAGGACCAAGGUGUUAAGUCUGGCGAGAAAGGUAAGGAUUCAGACUCUAGACACAGGUCUACGCAUCAUAAAAAGGAGGAAAGGAGAGAAGACAAGCUUCUCAGGGCUGGCACUAAAGAUGGUACUGAAAGGAAAAGGGAGUACACAAAAGACGAGGAAGGCAGAGCGAGAUGGAAAAUCUCAAGUGACUCAAGUAGACACAAGAGCAGCAGGGACAGAAAUAAAGACAAGGCAGUUGGUCAUAGUUCAAGUGAUGACUCAGAUGAUUCUAAAAGGAAGGUGAAUUCAAGAAAACGAGAGAAGUCCCCAUCUCCGGUCAGGUCUAAGAGAAGGUAUUGUAAUCCUGAAUCUCUAAUUCACUUUUGCAUCUUUGACAUUCCAGGAAGGUUUGACUGUUAUUUUCUUUUCGUGAUUAUGCUUGGUGGUUUGAUCAUUAUGAUCAAAAGUGAAGAUUAUAACGAUCAUGUAAGAAGUUAGGAGAAUACAUCUCUUGGAAAUUGGAAGAUAUGUCAACAUCACUGCCCUGUUUUCGAGUUUAUCAUUAACUGCAGGAGUUGAAAGGAAUCCUGUAAAUUAUUACUCCGUUUCUUUAUUUGUGGAUUGCCCAAUCCAUGCUCCUCCUUCACAUGGACUGAGGCUAUCUUUUAUGGUGUAUGCUAACAAAUAGUUUCUUGUUAAGUAUUACACUGCACGGAGGGCUGAGCAGCUCUCUUCUAAGCUUUUUGCAUGUUUAACUCACCAAAUCAGUAUAAUGGAUGCUUUCAUUUCUAGACAAGUAUCGCGGUCACCACAUAGCAAGCACUCUCAGCGCAAGCAUUCUCCCCUCUCUUCUCUUGAAACUACCAGGUAUGCCGCAAUAUCUCAUAGAUUAAGUUUGUGCAUGUGAUCUUAAGGACAUAUGCACACUCAUCCUCAUAACAGUAAGCUGCUCCAAUGGAUGCUUCAGAUUUUUUGUUAUCAAUUGUUCUUUAGGCCUAACUAUACAUAUCGUACAGGGCAAGGAGGUCAAGAUCUCGGUCCCCUGCUAGACGGCGCAGAUGACUGUCAAAUGAUUAAGAAUUCCUAACUAAUAGUUUUGGUUUGAAGACUCGGAAUCUUAAUUUCAAUACCUGAAUCUGGACUCGGAAAAGAUUCAUAAGCUGCAGAUUGUAUCGGAAUUCGAAGAGAUGGGCAAUGCACAGAAGUCUGUUUGAAUGGCUUUACUAGGGGUUGUGAUACUCUUUAAGGGCCAUGAACAUAUGAAUUGAUGCAGUCCGUUUGAACUGGCGAUACCACAUUCUGGUCUAUAUGAGCUGUUGCUUUAAAUGUAGAAGAUAUUGGUUACUGUUUCCAUCUGUGUAUGAUGAUCGUGGACUUGAAGGGAAAACCUCAGAAGGUGUUUUGAUUUUCUAAUGGUUUGUUACCCAAAUUAGGAAUAGGGUGCAAAAAGUGUAUGUAUGAUGGGAAAAGAAAUUUAACUCAAGGUUUGAACUUUUGGUGUUGUAUGUAUUCAAGUUAUUAAAUCUUUUUGUAUCCCUUC
Molecule: messenger RNA, 4210 nt
Organism: Cucurbita maxima (winter squash)
Lineage: Eukaryota; Viridiplantae; Streptophyta; Magnoliopsida; Cucurbitales; Cucurbitaceae
Product: protein SON
Exons: 11
Coding region: 202-3168 (988 amino acids)
Biological process (GO): actin filament polymerization
Cellular component (GO): cytoplasm; actin filament
Molecular function (GO): actin binding; microtubule binding
Source: RefSeq, a predicted model, not a curated record